GGUUUGGGUCCCCAGAGUAGAGAUUGCCGCGGUGCACCCUGGGUCCUUCCUUUCCAUCCCAGACUCGCUUCUGCAAUCAUGGGAAAGUGUCGUGGUCUGCGUACCGCCAGGAAGCUCCGUAAUCAUCGCCGUGAGCAAAAAUGGCACGAUAAACAGUACAAGAAGGCCCAUCUGGGAACUGCUCUGAAGGCUAACCCCUUCGGAGGAGCCUCUCACGCCAAGGGAAUUGUCCUUGAGAAAGUUGGUGUAGAGGCUAAGCAGCCCAACUCUGCCAUCAGGAAAUGUGUGAGAGUCCAGCUCAUCAAGAACGGCAAGAAGAUCACAGCCUUCGUCCCCAAUGAUGGUUGCCUCAACUUCAUUGAGGAAAACGACGAAGUUCUGGUGGCCGGUUUCGGUCGUAAAGGUCACGCCGUUGGUGAUAUUCCUGGAGUUCGUUUUAAGGUGGUCAAAGUGGCCAACGUGUCUCUACUUGCUCUCUACAAAGGCAAGAAGGAGAGACCCAGAUCAUAAACUGUUGUGACAGAAAGUCAAAUAAACUUGUUUUCAGUUCCA
This is a messenger RNA of Nothobranchius furzeri (turquoise killifish), 552 nucleotides long. It is a transcript of the gene rps23, whose product is annotated as ribosomal protein S23. The record is from RefSeq and is a predicted model, not a curated record. Gene Ontology annotation, cellular component: ribosome; cytosolic small ribosomal subunit. NCBI's taxonomy places the organism in Eukaryota, Metazoa, Chordata, Actinopteri, Cyprinodontiformes, Nothobranchiidae. Gene Ontology annotation, molecular function: structural constituent of ribosome. Gene Ontology annotation, biological process: translation.